UGGCUGGCUGGCUGCGCAGCGGAGAUGGCCGCCGGGCUGGAGAAGGUGCCCCUCGCCGCGGCAGGCCCGGAAGACCCCGAGCGCUGCCCGACGCCCCCCGCAUAUUCAGCUGUGAUGGCAAAACCGUCUAGCACAGGGCGGCUGCUCAGGAUCGGGGCCAUGGCACUUAUCGGUGGAGCCCUCCUGCUCCUCUUUGGGGCCAUUGGAGCUUUUUACUACUGGAAGGUGAAUGACAAAGAGGCCUACAACGUUCACUACACAAUGAGUAUUAAUGGAAAAGUACAAGAGGCAUCAAUGGAGAUAGAUGCAGGAAACAAUCUGGAGAUCUUUAAAACUGGAAGUGGAGGGGAAGAGGCGACUGAAGUUCAUGAUUUUCAGAUCGGCAUCACAGGGAUCCGUUUUGCUGGCGGAGAGAAAUGCUACAUUAAAGCUCAAGCUAAAACUCGGGUCCCUGAAGUCAAUGCCAUGACCAAAGAGAGCCUCUCCUUUGAUCUGGAAGAUGAAAUUUUGCCAGCUAAAUUUGAUGAAAACUCUCUUGUCUGGGUGGCUGCAGACCAGCCAAUAAAGAACAACAAUUUCCUGAGUCCCAAAAUUUUAGAACUUUGUGGAGAUCUUCAGAUUUUCUGGCUUCGACCAUCCUAUACCAAAGCUGGGCAGAGAAGAAAGAGAGAAGCGCUCAGGAGAAGACGCCAGGCCCAGUCGAAUUCCAAUCUGGACCAAUUUGAAGCAGCAGCUGAGGAAGCGACCAGCAGGCCUCGUGCCCAGCAGAGGGCCCCGGAGCAGGAACGCCCCUCUAAUGCUAGCAGGCCUUCUGGGAGAGACAUCAGGCCAACCUUUAAUCCAGACAAUCCUUACCACCAGCUAGAAGGAGGUGAAGGAAUGACCUUUGACCCUCGGCUAGAUCACGAAGGAGUCUGUUGCAUUGAGUGCCGGCGGAGCUACACACACUGCCAGCGGAUCUGUGAACCUCUCCUGGGCUACUACCCCUGGCCUUACAAUUACCAAGGGUGCCGCUCUGCCUGCCGCCUCAUCAUGCCCUGCAGCUGGUGGGUGGCCCGCAUCUUGGGAGUUGUAUGAAGGAGCCCUUGGAACAGAAGUGGAAACCACAACCAAAGGAUCAUUACACAUCUCUCCUUGUGUGGAUGUUUAUGUGUUAAUCUAUCAAAAAAUGAAUGUUAGCCAUUGUAGAUGUAUAUAAAUUUAAAUCCUCUAGGUAAUAUUUCACUAGUUUGACAAAAGAGAGUAUAACUUGGGGAAAUUAACUUUUUAACAAACCAUACUCUCUUCAACCUUGCUGGAAAGUGAAAUAAAAAUGUCUCAAAUCUGAAA
Eublepharis macularius is the source of this 1329-nucleotide messenger RNA. It is a transcript of the gene CNMD, whose product is annotated as chondromodulin. Gene Ontology annotation, biological process: negative regulation of angiogenesis; negative regulation of endothelial cell proliferation. Lineage: Eukaryota; Metazoa; Chordata; Lepidosauria; Squamata; Eublepharidae. The transcript has 7 exons. The record is from RefSeq and is a predicted model, not a curated record. The coding region runs from base 25 to 1077 and encodes 350 amino acids.